Prunus armeniaca (apricot) is the source of this 354-nucleotide messenger RNA. Lineage: Eukaryota; Viridiplantae; Streptophyta; Magnoliopsida; Rosales; Rosaceae. The record is from the annotation of a GenBank genome assembly.
AUGCAUGUCAGAUGGGCUACUUUUCUGCAGAAAUUUCCAUUUUUUAUUAAACAUAAAUAUGGAGUUCUUAACCGUGUAGCAGAUGCACUGAGUCGUCCAGCAACUUUGCUUGUUACUUUGGCUCAAGAAGUUAUGGGUUUCAAAUUUAUGAAGGAACUAUACGAGACUAAUGAAGAUUUUCAGGAAAUUUGGGCUAAGUUUAUUCGCAAUGAGCCAAUGACAAAUUAUCAUGUUAAUGAGGGGGAGAAACUGAUCAAGGACUUGCAUAGGGGUGGACUAAGUGGCCAUCUGGGCCGUGAUAAAACCAUUGCCAUUACGGAGGAGAAUUAUUUUUUGCCACACUUGAAGUGGUGA